ACACAGCUGUCCUGAACACAGUUUAAAACCCCACACCAACACUGUGUGGUGUUAGUGGACAAGGGGAAGCCGUGAACUUCACACAGCUGACUGGAGGAAAGUGAAGCAUGGCAGCUUUUGAACUGUAUGCAUACCAGAAGGAAGUGGCUGAGAGGGCUCUUCACAAAGAAAACAUCAUCAUUUGGCUGCCGACAGGAGGUGGAAAGACCCGAGCUGCUGUCUAUGUGGCCAAAAAACACCUGGAGGCCACCCCACGGGCCAAGGUGGUGGUCCUGGUGAACAAGGUUCACCUUGUAGAUCAACAUUACAAAAAUGAGUUCAAACCUCACCUGGGCCGAGACUACAAAGUGUUGCCUGUCAGCGGAGAGACAGUGGAGAAGGACUUCUUUGGGAAAGUGUUGCAAGAUAUGGACGUCGUCAUCUGCACAGCACAGCUUUUGCAUAAUGCUCUGAUAGACAAGGAUGAGGACAAACAUGUGGAGCUCUCGGAUAUUACUCUACUGAUAAUCGAUGAGUGCCACCACACCAACAAAGAUGCAGUCUACAACAAGGUGAUGACAUUCUACCUGGAGAAAAAACUAAAAGGAGAGAAAUCAUUGCCACAGAUCCUGGGUCUCACUGCAUCACCGGGGACAGGGGGUGCAAGGGACUUACAAAAAGCUACGGAGCACAUACUGCAGAUUUGUGCCAACCUUGACUCAGCCAUAGUUUCAACUACAAACUUUGUCGCUGAGCUGAAUGAGAAAGUCCCCAGGCCCAUCAAGCAGUUCGACAUUGUGGACCCAAGACCUGAGGAUCCGUUCGGGGAUCAACUGAAGUCCAUGAUGCUGAUGAUCCAUGAGUUCAUGAACAUUCCUCCAGGCUUCAGACUGAGACAGUGUGGCACUCAAGAGUAUGAGGCAGAUGUGGUGGAACUCGAGAAGAUAGGAGUCAAAACGGAAGACAGAAUGCUAGCACAAUGUGCACUUCACCUCCGAGAGUACAACGAUGCCUUGCUCAUCAACGACACGCUGCGGAUGAUAGAUGCUUAUCACUGCCUGGUGGAGUUCUACAGGAACAAGAUAACCAGAGAAAUUGAAGGAACAGACAUCUUCCUGGCGGGGCUUUUCCAAGAGAAUCAGGCGGAGCUGGAGAUAUUGGUAAAAGAUUCUCGCUAUGGGAACCCAAAGAUGGACAAACUAAAAAGCACUCUGCUAGAACAGUUUGUUCCAAGGGAGAAUUCGAAGGGGAUCAUUUUCAGCAAAACCCGUAAAAGCACCCACUGCCUGAACGACUGGGUUCUCAACGAUAAAGAGUUAAAGGAAGCAGGUAUCAAGCCAGCCAUCCUCACUGGAGCCGGUAACGGUAUCUCUCACAUGACAUUGAACGAGCAGUCAGAAACAAUCCGCAAUUUCCGCCAAGGUGCUGUCAACCUCCUGGUCUCCACCAGUGUGGCAGAAGAAGGCCUCGACAUUCCUGAAUGCAACCUGGUGGUACGCUACGGACUGCUUACAAAUGAGAUUGCCCAGCAGCAGGCCAGCGGACGAGCCCGAGCAAAAGACAGCCUGUAUUCAGUGGUCGCCCAGAGUGGGGGGCCGGAAGUGAGGCGGGAGCGCACCAAUGAUUAUCUGAAAGAGCUGACAGAAAAAGCUAUUGCUAAGGUCCAAGAGAUGUGCCCCCGAGAGUUCUCCAAAAAGAUAGCUGCACUGCAAAGGGAGGCAGCUAUUCAAAGGAGUCUUGCAGAGAAACUCAAAAUGGAGAAGAGGAGUCGCUACCCUGCUGCCAGUUUCAACCUGGUGUGUCGAAGCUGCUUCACCUCUGUGGCCCCUGGCAGUGACCUGAGACUCCUGGAUGGUGUGCACUAUGUCAACGUCAACCCUGACUUUGAGUGA
Messenger RNA from Notothenia coriiceps (black rockcod), 1871 nucleotides. RefSeq names its product DEXH (Asp-Glu-X-His) box polypeptide 58 (gene dhx58). Gene Ontology annotation, molecular function: single-stranded RNA binding; DNA binding; double-stranded RNA binding. The transcript has 10 exons. The record is from RefSeq and is a predicted model, not a curated record. Lineage: Eukaryota; Metazoa; Chordata; Actinopteri; Perciformes; Nototheniidae. Gene Ontology annotation, cellular component: cytoplasm. Gene Ontology annotation, biological process: negative regulation of RIG-I signaling pathway; antiviral innate immune response; cytoplasmic pattern recognition receptor signaling pathway. Bases 108 to 1871 code for a protein of 587 amino acids.